CGUAAGACAUAUAGGCAGUGCAGUUGAGGAUGCAUUUGGACCAUUGAUCCGGAGAAUCAACGGCUGAGAUUAACCCCGUGGUGUGUGUGCCUGGCAUACAGAGAGUCAACGCAUGAAGGGUAGACGACUUGGCAGGAAAUCACAAAGAUCCCAUGCUUGCUACUCUAUAUAUAAACACACAUGUGCAGGUGCACUUAUGCAUCAUAAUUCAGACACGAUAGGGAUUUAGUAUCUGAGCAAGCUAGAGAUAAGUUGAGAGUUGCAGCGAAUCAAUGGCGUUGACGGCCGCAUGGGAGAGCAGAGGGGCAGAGCAAGAGGGGGGAGGAGGAGGAGUCGAGCCGUCGCGCAGCGGCAAGGGUGGCAAUGGCGAAGAGAGGAUCAAGCGGGAGCACAUGUUCGACAAGGUGGUCACGCCGAGCGACGUGGGCAAGCUGAACCGGCUGGUGGUGCCGAAGCAGUUCGCGGAGCGGCACAUCCUGCCGCGGCUGCUCGGCGGCGCGGCGAGGGCGGCCUGCCCCGGCGCCGUGCUGCGGUUCGAGGACGGCCGCGGCGGCGGGAGGGCGUGGGCGUUCCGCUUCUCCUACUGGGGCAGCAGCCAGAGCUACGUCAUGACCAAAGGGUGGAGCGCCUUCGUCCGCGACCGCCACCUCGCCGCCGGCGACACCGUCUCCUUCUGCCGCGCCGGCGCACGCCUCUUCAUCGACUGCCGGCGGCGUGGCGCCGGAAUAGUAGCCUCGGCCCCGCCGACACACCUCCUCGUGCCAGCGGUGGUGCCGCAAGUCGUCACGCUCAUGCCGCAGCGGUCGACGUCCUCAGACGAGAGGGCGCCGCGCGGCCGGUGCGUCCGGCUGUUCGGCGUGGACCUCGAGCUCGCCGGCGCCGAGACGCUGCCUCUGGAUUUGCAGCUAGCUUUGAUGAGAAGAUGACCUCCGCAUGUGCUUCACUUGCCUGAUGCUUCCAGUUUUAGUAAACUAAGCUCCAGUUUGAUAGCUGAUUAUUAGAUAAUCAACGAAAGAAGGGAUCUUGUCAUCACAAA
This is a messenger RNA of Aegilops tauschii subsp. strangulata, 1036 nucleotides long. Its product is annotated as B3 domain-containing protein Os06g0107800-like. The record is from RefSeq and is a predicted model, not a curated record. Lineage: Eukaryota; Viridiplantae; Streptophyta; Magnoliopsida; Poales; Poaceae. Gene Ontology annotation, molecular function: DNA-binding transcription factor activity; DNA binding.